This is a messenger RNA of Gossypium raimondii (Peruvian cotton), 683 nucleotides long. RefSeq names its product auxin-responsive protein SAUR50. Bases 78 to 407 code for a protein of 109 amino acids. Gene Ontology annotation, biological process: response to auxin. Lineage: Eukaryota; Viridiplantae; Streptophyta; Magnoliopsida; Malvales; Malvaceae. The transcript has a single exon. The record is from RefSeq and is a predicted model, not a curated record.
ACCCUCUCACACUCCACAACCACAAAGCCUUCAUUUUUAUUUCUAUUUUCUCCUUUUUUCACCAAACAAAAACAACAAUGGCGAUCGGAAAAUCAUCCAAGCUACCACAAACCGCCGUCCUCAAACAAAUCCUCAAACGAUGUUCGAGUUUAGGCAAGAAACCACACGGCGGUGGCUACGACGACGUUGGUCUCACCCCUCCCUUAGACGUACCCAAAGGUCACUUCGCCGUUUACGUCGGCGAAAACAGGAGCAGGUACAUUGUACCCAUCUCGUUCUUGACUCACCCCGAGUUCCAAUGCUUACUCCGACGAGCCGAAGAAGAGUUCGGGUUCGAUCACGAUAUGGGACUCACUAUCCCUUGUGAAGAAGUCGUUUUUCGAUCUCUCACCUCCACGCUCCGAUGAAGAUGAAAAGCAUAGCACGGCGGCAUCGUCAUUGUACGGCGCUAAGCUUCUUCUUUUUUAACAUCGAUUUUUCUGUUUUUUUUUAUGAUAUUCUGAACCCAUUAAUUUGGGUUUUUUUUAAUGUUUGUUUAGUGAUUAGGGAAUCUAACUUUGUGCCCAUGAAACUAUGAAAUUUUUUUCUGGGUUUUAAAUAAUUUGUACAAACCUUUGUUUCCUCACGGUUUGCAUUGCUGUGAGAGAUGUUGAAAUGUUAAGGAAAGCAAUGUUGUUAUCUCC